Molecule: messenger RNA, 4526 nt
Organism: Labeo rohita (rohu)
Lineage: Eukaryota; Metazoa; Chordata; Actinopteri; Cypriniformes; Cyprinidae
Gene: efl1
Product: elongation factor like GTPase 1
Exons: 20
Coding region: 52-3432 (1126 amino acids)
Biological process (GO): cytosolic ribosome assembly
Cellular component (GO): ribonucleoprotein complex; cytosol
Molecular function (GO): ribosome binding; GTP binding; GTPase activity
Source: RefSeq, a predicted model, not a curated record
CGGUCACGACGCACAUUGCGCUUCCUGGACUGGAGGGAACAUAAAGUCAAAAUGGGUCACACAAGUUUGGAGAAGAUAAUUGCACUGCAGAAGAAAACAUCACACAUCAGGAAUCUGUGUAUUCUUGCUCAUGUAGAUCAUGGUAAGACGACAUUAGCAGACUGCCUGGUGGCGAGUAAUGGCAUUAUAUCCAGUCGUUUAGCAGGAAAGCUGAGGUAUCUGGACAGCAGGGAGGAUGAGCAGAUCAGAGGAAUCACUAUGAAGUCCAGCGCUAUUUCAUUACAUUACACAACAGGAGGAAACGAGUACCUCAUUAAUCUGAUCGACUCUCCCGGACAUGUGGACUUCUCCUCUGAGGUGUCCACAGCUGUCAGACUCUGUGAUGGGGCCAUAGUUGUUGUUGAUGCUGUUGAGGGAGUGUGUCCGCAGACACAAGUUGUUCUACGACAGGCUUGGCUGGAGAAUAUCCGUCCUGUUCUUGUCAUCAACAAAAUCGACCGGCUGAUCGUGGAGCUGAAAUUCACUUCACAGGAGGCGUACACUCACCUGCAGAAAAUACUAGAGCAGGUGAAUGCAGUUACUGGCUCGUUAUUCACCUCUAAAGUCCUGGAGGAACGAGCGGAAAAGGAUGCAGAAUCUCAGAGCAGCUAUACGGAAAACGGCAGCGGAGAUCAGGUGUACGACUGGAGCGCAGGUUUAGAAGAAACCGAUGACUCUGACCUUUACUUCAGUCCUGACCGUGGAAAUGUGGUGUUUGCCAGUGCCAUAGAUGGCUGGGGCUUCAGCAUUCAUCAGUUUGCUGAGAUGUACAGUCAGAAAAUGGGCAUCCGCUCUUCGGUUCUGCUCAAGACCCUCUGGGGCGAUUUCUACCUCAACGCCAAAGCCAAAAAAAUCAUGAAGGGAGCUCAGUCCAAAGGAAAGAAACCUUUGUUUGUGCAGCUUGUCCUGGAUAAUAUCUGGAGUAUGUAUGACGCUGUGGUCACUAGAAGGGACAAAGAAAAGGUGGAGAAGAUGGUGACCUCUCUGGGGUUAAAGGUCAUGUCUCGUGACCUGAGACACUCGGACCCCAAAGUGCUCCUCAGUGCCAUCUGUAGUCAGUGGCUUCCUGUGUCUCAAGCCGUGCUCUCAAUGGUGUGUGAAAAGCUGCCCAGCCCAGCUGAGAUCUCGGCUGAGAGAGUGGAAAAGCUGAUGAGCGUGGGAGCGCGCAGGUUCGACUCUCUGCCCGAGAAAACGCAGGAGCUAAAAAAGGCAUUUCUAGAUUGUUCGGCUGAUGAGACGGCGCCGGUAAUCGUCUUUGUGUCAAAGAUGUUUGCUGUGGACUCCAAAGCUCUGCCACAGAACAAACAAAGGCCAUUGACUCAUGAGGAGAUCGCCCAGAGAAGGGAAACAGCCAGGCAGCGGCACGCAGAGAGACAAGCUGCCAGUCAGAGCGCAGAAAGCCCCGGGUCAGCUGAUGCUGGAGGGUCUUCAACCCCAGCGGCUCCGGCCAGCGGCGGUGUCACAGAUGCUCUAUGCGCACAGACAGAGGCUCUUUCGGUCAAAACUACAGUCGAGGAGGAAAACAAAGAGCAUUUUGUGGCCUUCGCGCGAGUCUACAGUGGCGUCGUCAGAAAAGGCCAGAAGGUGUUUGUGCUCGGACCCAAAUACGACCCGUCACUGGCGCUCAGAGCGCUGCCUGAGGGUUGUUCAGUAGCUGAUGCUUUACCCAGCAUCGCUCACAUGGCCUGCUGCACCGUGGACAACCUCUACCUGCUGAUGGGCCGCGAGCUGGAGGAACUGAAUGAGGUCCCCUCAGGAAAUGUUCUCGGUAUUGGUGGAAUGGAAGAAUUCAUUCUCAAAUCGGCCACCAUCUCAACAUCUCCGGCCUGCCCACCCUUCACGCCACUCAACUUUGAAGCCACGCCCAUCGUCAGAGUAGCAGUCGAGCCCAAACAUCCCAGUGAGAUGCCAAAGCUGGUGCGUGGGAUGAAGUUACUGAACCAGGCCGACCCGUGUGCCGAAGUGUUGAUUCAGGAGACUGGAGAGCAUGUUCUGGUCACUGCAGGGGAAGUGCAUCUUCAGCGCUGCCUGGAUGACUUGAGAGAGAGGUUUGCUAAAAUUGAAAUCAGUUCAUCCGAACCGAUCAUCCCGUUCCGUGAGACAGUGAUCCGGCCUCCCAAAGUUGACAUGGUGAACGAAGACCUGGGAAAGCAGCAGAAGGUGGCAGUGAUUCACCAGGUCAAGGAGGAACAAACGAAGUAUCCCGAAGGCGUCCAGGUGGAUUCCACCGGUCUGGUCACGCUCACCACCCCUAACAAGAUGGCCACAGUCGGGGUGCGGGCUAUUCCUCUUCCUGAGGAAGUCACCCGCCUUCUGGAGGACAAUGUGGAGCUCAUCCGCACAAUGGAGCAGUUCAGCCUUUUCGCCUGGGAGGGCAAGACUCUGGACAUCAACCAGAAAAUCCUGGAGAACAUCCAGGAUUUCAAGGUGAAGUUGGAGAGCAACCUGCAAGGCCGCAAAUGGAGGGGAGCCGUGGAGCGUAUCUGGGCAUUUGGCCCGCGCCGCUGUGGGCCAAAUAUUCUCCUCAACCGCGUCGAGGACUACCGGAGACCCUCCGUGUGGCAGUGUCUGGAACGAGAGAAGGAAACCGAAAGGGCCGAGAUCAGAGACUUUGACAACAGCAUCGCGAGUGGCUUCCAGCUGGCCACGCUUUCUGGUCCCUUGUGUGAGGAGCCUUUGAUGGGGGUUUGCUUCUCUGUAGAGACCUGGGACAUGAAGCUUUCUGUACCUCUAGCUCAGCAAGACUCAAUCGAUGAGGGUUCCCAACCUGCAGAGCCAAAUAAUGACAAUCAAAGCGAGAGUUCUGACGUUCAUGAGACGAACGGCUCAUCGGCAAGCUCUAAUCGAAGCAGGACCAGAGCGGAGGCCACUGGGAGUUCGGUGGACUGUUAUGGGCCGUUCUCAGGACAGCUCAUCGCUGCAAUGAAGGAGGCCUGCAGAUACGCCUUCCAAGCUAAACCUCAGCGGCUGAUGGCGGCCAUGUAUACGUGCGAAAUCAUGGCCACUGCCGAGGUUCUGGGUCGUGUGUAUGCCGUUCUCUCCAAGCGGGAAGGCCGAGUCCUGCAAGAGGAGAUGAAGGAAGGGACGGACAUGUUCAUCAUUAAGGCUGUACUUCCUGUUGCCGAGAGCUUCGGAUUCGCUGACGAGAUCAGGAAGAGGACGAGCGGCUUGGCCAGUCCACAGCUAGUGUUCAGCCACUGGGAGGUGAUCAGCAGUGAUCCAUUCUGGGUUCCCACCACUGAAGAGGAGUACUUACACUUUGGAGAAAAAGCAGACUCGUUCAAUCAAGCUCUGAAGUACAUGAACGCCGUUCGCAGACGCAAAGGCCUCUACGUAGAGGAGAAGAUCGUAGAACAUGCAGAAAAACAGCGAACCCUCGGCAAGAACAAAUAAAGAUCCUCACACAUGGAAGACGAGCAGAAUGAAUUUCAGGAAACCCAUUCGUAUGUCAAAUGUUGCAUCGGAUUCAAUGGGUUUGCAGUUGUUUAAUUUAUUUAAUAGUUGUGCUCAUGUUUUAUGAAAGAGCUUCAUUAACUUAUUGGUGUCACACAACUACUUCUUCAUUUGACUUUAUAGUAUCAGUCUCUAAUAAACAGCCGAUUGGCUGAAACGUAGCGGAAAGUGAUUCAGUCAUUAUCUUCAGUGCUUUUGUGGUUUUGUUCAUGGAUCUCAUGAUUUUCUAUUGCAAAUUGGUUGAGAAACCAAUGUUGAAAAUGUUAAUGGAUUCAGUGACUGAACCUCAUUUACUAAUAUCAGUUAAAUCUGCUGAGAUACUUCAACUACAACUGAGCAUCAAGUCUUUAUUCUACACUGCACUCAUCUGUUGUAAAAAUGUGCUGUGCUAUUAAGCAAUUAAGCAAUUGCAGUGCACUCUGAAACCAAAUGUUAUACAUAUUACAGCAAUUGAAGUCAAUUACACAGUUUGAGAUGUUUUUGGACUAGACUGAAUUGUGCUUUUCCCUUCACAUGUUCCUAGACAAAGGUUCCUUCCUUAGAUAUUUAGGACAGGAUUAAACCCUACAAUUAAAGGGACGUGCUUUGAAAUCGUGGCGUAUCUCCUUAUGUGUUUGGGAUGUUGUGCUGGGGUCUGGCGUUGCAUAAUUUAAGAGUCCUCUUGAAAUACAGUUUCAAUUAGUUUGAAGUGAAGUGGCCCUGAAAUGAAUUCCUCCGUCGCUCCCUUUUGGUUUACAAACGUUUAAACCAUUGAUUUAAUUUGUGUGGAACACAGCUUUAAUGGCACUGGGAGAAGGAUUUGAAUUUUUUAAUAAGAAAGAGCAAAUAUCAUACGAGGAGCUCCCAGAAUAUCGCAGUCUGCAGAAUACUACACACGUGUGAAAUCACUACCAAGAUUUAGGAAAUAAACCUGACUGAACACACAAGCUGUUGCCUCUGAUUUGCAGAAUUUAUGCUUCAUUUGCAGCUUUAUGUUUGUUUGUUCUGGUUGAAUGUGAUCAAUUUGUGCCAAUGCAUUUUAACCACAUUAUUGU